Loxodonta africana (African savanna elephant) is the source of this 4541-nucleotide messenger RNA. RefSeq names its product zinc finger protein 75A-like. NCBI's taxonomy places the organism in Eukaryota, Metazoa, Chordata, Mammalia, Proboscidea, Elephantidae. The transcript has a single exon. Gene Ontology annotation, molecular function: DNA-binding transcription factor activity, RNA polymerase II-specific; RNA polymerase II cis-regulatory region sequence-specific DNA binding. The coding region runs from base 2704 to 3831 and encodes 375 amino acids. Gene Ontology annotation, biological process: regulation of transcription by RNA polymerase II. The record is from RefSeq and is a predicted model, not a curated record.
UUGGCUAUUAUGAAUAAAGUUGCUGUCAACAUUUGUGUACAGUUUUUAUGUAAACAAGCUUUUCAUUUCUCUGGGAUAAAUACACAAGAGUGUGCUUGCUGGUUCAUAUGUUAAUUGCAUCUUAGUUUUAUAAGAAGCUGCCAAACUGUUUCCAGAGUGUCUGUGCCACCUGACAUUCUCAUCGUCAAUGUAUGAUUGAUUGAUCCAAUUUCUCCACACCCAAGUCAACAUUUUAUAUCUGUCUUUUUGAUUAUAACCAUCUUAGUUGGAGCCCAGGUGGUGCCGUGGUUAAGAGCUUAGCUGCUUACCAAGAGGUCAGCAGUUCAAAUCCACCAGCUGCUCUUUGGAAAGCCUUUUGGGCAGUUGUGUUCUGUCCUAUAGGUUCGCUAUGAGUCUAAAUCAACUCAAUGGCAACGGGUUUGGUUUUUUGUUUUGUUUUGUUUUGUUUUGUUUUUUUGGUUAGUGGGUGUGAAGUGGUAGCUCAUUAUGUUUUUGAUUUGCUUUUCCGUAAUGGCAAACGAUGUUCUACAUCUUUUCAUGUGCUUAUUUGCUUCCUGUAUAUCCUUUCCAGUGAAAUGUCUUUUGACCAUGUUCUACUUGGAUUGUUUGUCUUUUACUAUUGAGUUUUGAUAGUUUCAAAAUAUAUUUCAGAUACUACUCCUUUGUCGGAUAUGUGGUUUGGAUAUUGUUUCUCCCAGUAGACUUUUUUUGACCCUCUUCUCAGGGGCUUCUGCAGAGCAAAAUUCUUUAAUAUUGAUGACGCCAGGUUUUAAUCUUUUCCUACAUGGAUCAUGCUUUUGGUGUCAAGCCUAAGAUUUCUGUGCCUACAUCUAGAUCUUGAAGAUUUUCUCCUAUUUUUUUUCUAAAAGUUUAGUAGUAGUUUGACAUUUUACGUUCAAGUCUAUGAGCCAUUUUGAGUUAAUUAUUAUAUAAGAUGUCAUGUUUAGGUUAUAGUGCAUUUUUUUUUUGGCCUAUGGAUAUUCCGUUGUUCAGCACCAUUUGUUGAAAAGGAUAUCCUUUCUUAAAUGAAUUGCUUUUGGGCUUUUGUCAGAGAUCAGUUGGGCAUAUUUGUGUGCAUCUGUUCCUGACUUCUCUGUUCUGUUCCACUGGUCUGUUUAUCCCUCCAUCAAUACCACACUGACUUGAUUAUUGUAGGUAUACAAUAAGCCUUAAUAUCAGGAAGACUGAUACUUGGCACUUUAUUCUUGGUCAGGAUCGUUUUAGCUAUUUUAGGACUGGUACUUUUUCAUAUAGAGGAACCCUGGUGGUACAGCGGUUAAAGUGUUUCACUGCUCACUGAAGGUGGGCAGUUUGAACUCACCAGCCACUCCAUGGAAGAAAGAUGUGGCAGCCUGCUUCCAUAAAGAUUUAUAGCCUUGGAAAGUCGCUGGGGAGUUCUUUUCCUAUAAAUUUCAGAAUAAGCUUAUCUAUGUCUACAAGAAACUUUUUUUGUGAUUUUAUGGUAGGAAUUACAUUAAACCUAUGUGUCAAAUUGAGAAUCAACAUCUUUACUACGUUGACUUCUAAUCCAUGAGCACUGUAUGAUUCUCCAUUUAUUUAGGUCUUCUUUGAUUUAGUUUAUCAGUUUUUUAAAUUAAAAAAAAAUUUCCAGCAUACAGAUCCUCUACAUGUCUUGUUAAAAGUAUGCCUAAGCAUUUCAUUUUCAUCUGAGUGAUUAUAAAUAGUAUGUCAUUUUUAAUGUCGGUUUCCACAUGUUCAUUGUUGGUAUGCAGGAACGCCAGCGAUGAUUGUGUUUUAAUAUUGUAUCCUGUGAUCUUAUGGAACUUAUUUAUUUGUUCUAGGAGUUUUUAGUAAUUUUUUGGAAUUUUCUCCAUAGACAGUCACAUUAUCUGCAAUGCCUUGUAUUUCUUUCUCAUAUUAUUGCAGUGGUUCAGGCUUGGAGUACUCGCCUUGUUCCCACAAUCAUAGCAGUUACUCACCCAGUCUUUCAACAUUACAUAUGCUGUUAUCUGUAUUAUUUUUAUGUUCUUCAUCAAGUUGGUAUAAUUCCCUCUAUUCCUAACUUGCUGAGAGAUUUUAUCAUGAAUCAAUGUGGAAUUUUGUGAAAUGCUUUUUUUGCACAAAUUAAUAUGAGCAUAUUUUUCUUCGUUGGCUUGUUAAUAUACCAGUUUACAUUGAUUGAUUUUUAAAUAUUGAACCAGCCUUAUAUUUCUGCAAUAAAUCCCACUUGACCGUGGCAUAUAAUUCUUCUUACAAAUUUUGUUUUCGUUUUGCCAGUAUUUUGUUGAUCUAAGUUAAAGUGAGAUAUUGGUCUGUCGUUUUCUUUUUUGGUACUGUCUUUGUCUGGUUUUGCAGUAUGGGUGAUUCUAUAUACCGUGGACUGCCAAAAGAACAAAGAAAUCUGCCUUGGAAGAAGCACAUCCAGAAUGCUCUUUGGAAGCCAGGAUGGCAAGACUUUGUCUCACAAAGUUUGGAUGUGUAAUCAGGAGGGAUCAGUCCCUGGAGGAGGAUUUCAUGCUUGGUAAAGUAGAGGGUCAGCGAAAAAGAGGAAGACCCUCAAGGAGAUGGAUUGACACGGUGACUGCAGCAAUGGGCUCAAGCAUAACAACCAUCACGAGGAUAGUACAGGGCCAAAAGUUUUUUCAUUCUGUUGUAUGUAGAAUUGCUGUGAGUCGGAACCAGCUGGAUGGCUCCUAACAACAACAGCAACAACAAGGAGUCUCUGGGUGUUGCAAAUGGUUGAUGCAUUCACCUGCUUACCGGAUAUUGUCAGAGGGACUCCAUUUGGUUCGGGGGAGAAUGAGCCUUCCUGGGCUGCCAUCUAUUUCUAGUUUGGGGUUGGGAAAUACUCGACCUGGGUCACCGUUUUUUGGGCGCUGUUGUAUCGUUCCUCCAGUCCUGGAGUUCCAAUCCAGGUUGUCUAAUUCUUACCACUUUUCAGAGUUCCCUUUUUGUUGUCUCUCAUGUUAUUCCCCGGGUUUGUACUUGUGCUCAGUUGGAAAGAGUAGGGAGAAACGGUUCUAUACCAUUUGUCCAGGACAGACCAGAAAUAUUUUGUUCCUGUAUUUUUUUAAUUCCAUCGUUAUUGAAUAUUCUCUCCAUUCCUGUGGUUUUCUUGCUCUGGGAUACAGACGACUGAUUCUUGCGUUUAUUUCGAGAGGAUUAAGUCUCAAAAACGACAGUGGAAAUGAUCAGCCCGUGUUUCCUUAUGAGUUAGAAAUACAAGCACCAGGAGGCAAAGUAUCAAGAAAAGCCAGAGUGAAAGUUCCCCAGAAAAUAACAGGCACAGAAAAUCGUGGUGGUACACACAGGGUAAGGAAACGGCAUCAAAAUUUUCCAGGGAAGAAAAGAAAGAAACAUUCAACAUGUAAACAAGAGCUGCCAAAAUGUAUGGAUCUUCAUAGGAAAGACCACACAGGGGAGAAACCUUUCAAAUGUCAGGAAUGUGGGAAAAGCUUUAGAGUGAGUUCUGACCUUAUUAAACACCAGAGAAUUCACACUGAAGAGAAACCCUACAAAUGUCAACAAUGUGAUAGGAGAUUUAGAUGGAGUUCAGAUCUUAAUAAACAUCUAAUGACACACCAAGGAAUAAAACCCCAUAAAUGUUCGUGGUGUGGGAAAAGCUUCAGUCAUAACACAAAUCUCCACACACACCAAAGAAUCCACACAGGAGAGAAACCCUUUAAAUGUCAUGAAUGUGGAAAAAGAUUCAUUCAGAACUCCCAUCUUAUUAAACACCAGAGAACCCACACAGGUGAGCAGCCCUAUACUUGUAUCAUAUGCAAGAGAAACUUUAGCAGGCGGUCAAGCCUUCUUAGACACCAGAAACUCCACAGGGCAAGGGAAGUUGGUCCUGUGUCCCCAGUCUGAAUGAAGUCACUAUAUUGAGCCUGACCCUAGAGAGCGUAAAAGAACAUAAAAUCAUAAAUCACCAAUGAUAGGAAUCUCAUCAAUGAGAAAUUUGGGAGGUGCCCAUGCCAUGCUUCACAGAAAGGAAUACACGUUGCCUGUCUUGUCCAGUGUUAUAUCUUCAGUGCCUAGCACAAAUUGACAUAUAGGGAGUACCUUAUCAAUAAAAUAAUGAAAAUAUAUCAAGUGUAUCUAUUUAUCAUCGCCAUCUAUCCAUCUACCUGGGUUCCUUGGAUCUUUCUCAGACUCAGUGACCUACUGUCUUCAGGUAUCAGGCACUUGGCAAAUAUAUGAUGGUCCCGAGUCCUGGUCUCAUUCUUUACUGGUAGAGAUGGAAGAGAAAUAUAUAGUUCCCCAAAAAGAGAAAAUUACUUAGUUGGGAGUGCUUUUAUGGCUAUUGUUCUAUGUGGAGGAACAUCCAAGCCCAGUGUGUGGGGAGCUUUACCCUGGUACGGAAAGAGAGGAUUUAAUGUGUGCUCCAGGAGAAACACCUCCAUUCUAGUUGCUACUCCCCUCAGAAGCCACUGCCACAAUGUCAUCUGUCCAGCAAUUCUAAGCAGCAAGGGCCUGAAUGCCAACACAGACCUUUGGGCCUUGCAAGCACAAAACAUCUGUCCUCUUGCUGGUCCUCUCAACACUGGCAAAGCCUUCCUCUAGAAGGGGCCUUUAAA